UGGAGGAACGGCAAGAUGGAGGUGAUGCCUGGGGGAACUACAACAAGAGGCUGGGUGAAAGACAUGCGCACCGCCAGGGACCGCCACGAACAAAACGUUCAUUUGGUGCGGGAUGGGGACAGAGUGCUCGUUCGCACCAUGAAGCACAUCCAAGCUGGAGAGGCUCUGUGUUUGUGGUACAGUGACGAGUUGGCCCUGGAAGUCGGGGUUCCCAUCCUCACGCCUUCGAAUAUCCGUGGAUACCAGGACUACGAGUGCACACACUGCCGCGCUGUGUUCCGACAUCCCAACACACUCAAGUCCCACAUGAUGCACCGCUGCCUCACGUCCACAGUUGUCCUCACACAGCCCAGCACGCCCCUGGUCCCGUUCCAACUCCUGUUACAAACAAUCAGCCGACCGGCCCCAGAGUCUCUCGCUAGUGACGCCGCUUCACACAGCGGACCUCUCCCCGCUCACGACACUCAGCCUCAAAGGACAAAAUCUGCAGGUCUAUUGACAAACGCCACAAAACGUGCCGCAAACGACUCAGAAGCUGAAGAGGAAUAUUCGCAUAAAUCUGCUUUCAAAGCACCAUCAUCGCGAUUGCAGCAGAAAGAUUCCGUCUCCGACGAGGGGUUGAUGACCCCCGACUCCUCCACGGACAAACAAGCUGCCGUUCUCAACCUGUCUCUCAGAAACGGACUCAUGAAUGCCGCUGGAAUGUCCGUCCCCAACAGCAACGGUUAUGUCCAGCACUGGGGCGCAAUGGCCGCCCAGCAAAAUGCUUUUCUCGCCCGAAGGUUCCACGUCCCCUACAACUAUAACCCACACGUACAGCCUUAUUUCCCUCUCCAGCCACACUUCCACAACUUCGGCUUGCAAUUUCUCCAAUACGCUCGUCCUCCACAGCCCCGCUGCGAAGUCAGCUCACUAGGACCACUUUUAGAAACCGCAAAUUGUAAUGACGUCAUGCCCCUCCUCCCAACUCCCAGAGAGAGCAAAUCGGAAGUCGUACCUCAAAGAGCGCCCAGACCUUGUCCUCCCCCUUCCUUGUCCCCCUCGACGAGACAAACACGAUCAGUCAACCCUUACGGCAUCAACUUGCCCUCAGACAAAGAGCCUCUAGAUCUGCUACCACAAGCCUAUUUCGCCAACAAAUCAAAGCGUGGCCACCUUUGUUUGUAUUGCGGAAAACUUUACUCUCGUAAAUACGGCUUGAAAAUCCACAUGAGGACCCAUAACGGCUACAAACCACUCAAGUGUAAAAUCUGCUCCCGGCCUUUCGGAGAUCCGAGCAAUCUAAACAAGCACGUGCGCUUGCACGCGCAAGGUGACACCCCCUAUCGCUGUGACUAUUGUGGCAAGGUUCUGGUGAGGCGGCGAGACUUGGAGAGACAUGUGAAAUCACGGCACCCUAUGGGAAACCUCCAGACUGCCGACGAUUUGGCCAGGCGGCAGGAAGGAGAAGAAGGAGGAGAAGAGGAAGAGGAGGAACUAUCUCUUGACUCCAGUUCCGUUAGCGUCGACAGCCACGAGGAAGACGAGGAGUCUGUUAAUAUAACCGAGCCGAUCACCCCAUGAUGACAGAGAACCAUUAGCGUGUUAUGUUUCCCAGCAACUGCUACCAGACACCGCUUUUUCAAACGGUGUUUUUAUUUAUUUAUUUAUUUAUUUAUUAUAUACAGUAAAAAUAGAAGUUUUAAGAAAUCCUGGACCCGCGUCUGUGGUUUAGCGGUUAAGCAAUUUGCAUGAGAACCAAGUUCAAUUCCCGAGUGUCGAUAAAUUUAUUUUUUUCAAAUCAAGAACCAUGGUCUUUCUGCUGGG
This is a messenger RNA of Aplysia californica (California sea hare), 1806 nucleotides long. Its product is annotated as zinc finger protein 574. NCBI's taxonomy places the organism in Eukaryota, Metazoa, Mollusca, Gastropoda, Aplysiida, Aplysiidae. Gene Ontology annotation, cellular component: nucleus. The transcript is spliced from 2 exons. Bases 16 to 1563 code for a protein of 515 amino acids. The record is from RefSeq and is a predicted model, not a curated record.